ACCUGAUACGACACCACAAAGCCUUGACUUCUCCACGACGGACACUUAAGCUCACUAAUCAAUUUGCUUGCAGCAGCAAUGGCAGACCCUUCAAAGGCGGAAUCAGAGCAGAUUUUUCAAGUGCUGAGAUUGCAAAAAGGCAACAAGACAUGCUUUGAUUGUCAGGCUCGAAAUCCGACCUGGUCCAGUGUGACUUUUGGAGUUUAUAUAUGCCUAGACUGCUCUAGCAUUCAUCGGAAUAUGGGCGUACACAUAAGUUUUGUACGAUCGACGAAUCUCGACAGUUGGCAACUAAACCAGCUUCGUACCAUGAAAGUGGGUGGAAACACAUCGGCGACUGAAUUUUUCACGCGACAUGGCGCCACGAUGCUUCUCAGCGAUUCCGACACUAAGAAGAAGUACUCAAGUCGUGCUGCUGAGCUAUAUAAGGAAGAGCUUGCGAGACGAGUGAAGGAAGAUAUUGCAAAGUUCCCUACGCAUAUCGCGGUCGAUGGCGUUGACACACCUCUUGUGAGCGCUGAAACUACGCAAGGAGAGGAUGAUUUCUUCUCUUCAUGGGAAAAGCCCGCUGCUUCAAAACCAGUUUCUUCCUCAGCUAUCACAUCUCCUCCUAUCAUUGGGCGACCAGCAUCAACGGGCUCAGCUACUUCUCGACCAACCACAUCUAGUUCCAUGCGAUCAAACUCUAGUCCCUCUACGAACGGCAUCACUAAGCUCGGUGCAACACGUUUAACAUCAUCUACUUCUGCGAUCGGUUCAUCAGCCACCUCUACCUCUCAGAAGAAAUCCAAACUUGGUGGCCUUGGGGCGAGGAAAGCAGCCACCCCGAUAGAUUUUGCGGAAGCGGAACGUAAAGCUGUAGAGGAAGCUGAGCGUAUCAAGCAGCUUGGCUACGACAGACAACGUGAGGAGGAGGAAGAGCGCGCACAGAAAGAAGCAGAAAAGAUCACUUCAUCACAAGUGAGGGUGAAGCCUGCUGAUGCUGUGCAGACGGGCACUGUGCAGGGAAAAGUUGACUUGCAAAAGGGCAAUAGCCAAGACCUCGAGAGGCUAGGUAUGGGCUUCCGUAAGCUUGGCUUUGGGGCAGUCCCUACCGCUUCACCUUCAUCGACUGCGAGAUCAAGUCCUGCCAUUGAUGACGCACCAACCACCGCACGAGACAAGUUUGGCAAUCAAAAAGCUAUCUCGUCGGACAUGUACUUUGGCCGAAAGGAUUACGACCCUAAUUUCGUCUCCGAGUCUCAAUCUCGUUUACAGAACUUCCAAGGUGCUACAUCUAUUUCCUCUAACCAAUACUUUGGUCGGGAAGAAGAAGAAGAGUUCGAGCGUACUAGUUCAGAUGGUGGGAUGUUGGGCGAUGGCAGUCUUUCGAAUCUCGAAGUCGCAGCGAGAGACAUCGUGGCAAGGGUCAUGGCGAAUCCUGACGUCCAGAACGUCGGGGAGAACAUUAGAACCAGUGCACUGAAGCUUUCGGAUUAUUUGGCGCAGAUGUCUCAGCAUUAAGUUAAACGAUUUCAAACACUUUAAUAUCCUCGCCGACAUACAUCUCGAGUUCUUUUUGUUAUAUUUCUACACAUGUGUUUCUAGUUACCUGCAAAGAUCGUGGUCAAGUUGAAAGCACGUGACUUACUGCGGCGUUGUUUGGCAAAA
Molecule: messenger RNA, 1650 nt
Organism: Suillus discolor
Lineage: Eukaryota; Fungi; Basidiomycota; Agaricomycetes; Boletales; Suillaceae
Exons: 6
Coding region: 79-1503 (474 amino acids)
Biological process (GO): COPI coating of Golgi vesicle
Molecular function (GO): GTPase activator activity
Source: RefSeq, a predicted model, not a curated record